UGGAAUUACAGAAGUAACCUUAGGUGUAUUAUGUUGAAUGUUUUGUGUAACUCCCUCCAUCUUGUCCACUCCAAAUCGAACAACCAUUAACCACCAUUGUUACGGGACCUUCUCUCAUUCCUUCCUUCCAUAUGAGCAAAGAAGAAGAAGAACAACAAAGGAUAUUCAGGAUGAUGCCGCAGCAGUGGGCGUCUCCCUGUGGCAACCAAUGCACCCACAAAUAUGCAGCACUUACCCAAAUCCCAUGGCGAGUAUUCUGCAAAAAGGGGUGCAACUCAGAUGGAGAGACGUGGGAGGAAUGUUUAGAGGAGUGUGAUCAUAUAUGUUACAAGGAUCCUGUACUAAAGGACCAGAAGUGGAGUGCCUAUAUUGACCGCUCUCCUGGGGCUGCAAGUUACUCGGAGGAAUGUUUCCAUGCUUGUGUAUCUGGCUGCGGCUAUAAGUUCGAGGUUCAACAAGAGAAAGCUGAGAAAAUUUGUCCCAACAGACCACUAAAGCCUGCCCCUGUUCAGAAGCCGAAGCCACAACCUGUAGAACCGCUUGACCCACCUGAGGAUAUGCAUGGCAUUUCUGCAUAGUGAAAACUGAUAAACAUCCUAAUUUUAUGAAAAAAGCAUGUACUUAACCAUUCUUUUACAGGUUAUAUUUUCAUAGGAAAUUGUCUUCUUUUACAUCCUCCUUUGUAUCAGUAGCAUGAUUUAGGUUCAUUUUGAAGGCAACAGCAUGACUGCUUAUGCCUUUUUAAGAUUUUAGAAGCUUCAUUUUAUCUGAAAGCAAGGAAUUUGGAAAAUUUGGUAGUUAGACAACUAUUGUCUAACUAUGAUUUCCAUGAUUUUGAAAAAAAUUCAGCUACAAGUUCAAUUUUCUAUCUCAUGGUGAUUGGUGAAUGACAAAAUGGAUUUUGUGCA
Lotus japonicus is the source of this 908-nucleotide messenger RNA. RefSeq lists its product as uncharacterized. Bases 132 to 578 code for a protein of 148 amino acids. The transcript has 5 exons. Lineage: Eukaryota; Viridiplantae; Streptophyta; Magnoliopsida; Fabales; Fabaceae. The record is from RefSeq and is a predicted model, not a curated record.